GAAAAUUUUGUGGAAUUCCAGGAUAUUUCAGUGGUAAAAUUUUGAGGAAUUUUAGUAAAGUUAAAAAAAAAUAUGGAAUUUCAUGAAAUCCUAUACUGUAAUUAGUUGAAAUAGUCAGGAGCCGCCACUGAUUAUUUCUACAACGUUCAUAACCAAUUUGAACAUUUUAGUCAAAUUUUUCGGACUCUCAAGAUUGUCCAAAAACAACCGAAAAUUAAGAAUGCCCACCACAACCCAUUGAAAAGAAAAAAAAAAAUCAGGACCCCCCUAGUUUAUGCAGGCCAACGCGCAACUCUCUUCACCCAAAGAGACCGUAGAACAGAGAGGAGAACCAGAGGGCCCAUUCCCCCUCCUCUACACACCAAUCCACAUUCAGUCUUCUUCAGUCAGUCGAACUCGCGGUCGCGUCGAACCCCUAGGGGCUCAACUAUUACGCCGACGAAGAAAAAAAAAAAAUCCAAAAAAAUGAGGCUCCUAAUUUUAACCCUCAUUAUCGUGCUGGUGAAAAGCGACUCGUGCCCGUCGUUGUGCUCGUGCAAAUGGAAAAGCGGCAAACGGACUGUGGAGUGUAUGGAACGCGGACUGAUUAAAAUUCCGGAAAGUGUAGACGCCGAAACGCAAGUGCUCGAUAUGUCGGUGAACAAUUUGCAGAAUUUGCCCAAAGAAGUUUUUGUGCGUUUGAAUUUGAUCAAUUUGCAAAAGAUUUAUUUGAAAAGUUGUAGAUUGGGACAAAUUGAUUCAGAGGCUUUUAGAGGCGUCACAAAUUUAAUUGAACUUGAUUUGAGUAGUAAUUUGCUCACUUCUGUGCCGACUAAAAGUUUCCAAAACACUCCGUUUUUACGGGAAUUGUUACUUGCCAAUAAUCCCAUACAAAAAAUCGAUCCUGGUGCUUUCCUCAAUCUACGCGGUUUGGUGAAACUGGACUUGUCCAAUUGUGAAAUCAAAAUGGUUGCCCCACAAGCAUUCGAAGGCAUUGAAAUGCUUGAAUUAUUAAAAAUCAACGAUAAUCAUUUAAGUGAACUACGCCCGCACACUGUAGAUAUUCUACACAAACUCCACGGAGUAGAGUUACAUAAUAAUCCGUGGCAUUGCGAUUGUAGACUCCGAGUUAUAAAAGAAUGGCUGUUGGAGUAUAAUAUUCCUUAUCCCAUUAGUCCUAAAUGUUUGGGAGGUCCUGAAAGAAUUAUUAAAAAAUCUUUUAACGAUGUUGGAUUAGAGGAUUUAGCUUGUAAGCCUGAAUUACUACCAAUCAAUCGCUAUGUUGAAGCUAUUUCAGGCGGAAAUGCUACCAUAAGCUGUAGAGUAAACGCAGUCCCUCCUGCUCAAAUCAAAUGGUUUUACAAUGGAAAGUUGUUAAUGAAUAAUAGUUUUUUGGGACAUCAACAGCAAAAACUACAAAUUUUUGAACAAGGCUCACAAGAAAAACGCAGCUUUUUGGUACUACACAACACAAUAGAACAAGAUUUUAUCGAAUUUUACUGCGUGGCUGAAAAUAGAGCAGGCAGUGCGGAAACCAACUUCACUCUCCGCAUUAUUUCCAAGCCUUUGGGCAUUAUUUCCUUGAACAAUGGCCAAAUUGCUGGAUUAAGUGCCGCAUUAGCAGCCCUAAUCCUAAUAAUCCUAAUAAUAAUUUCAAUUCUAUUAAUCAAAGUGCGCAGAUUCAAUAAUUACACUCAAGAAACCAAAACGCCUUCGUCUCAAUUGGAAGUUGUUACAAUUGUAAAUGGCCCAAUCGCCCAACAACAAACUGACUCAAAACCAACUCAAGAUAUCAGUCCAGAUCUUAUCAAUGAUCACAGUGGCGAAUACACACGUUCUAAUGACGCUUCAUUAUAUUGGGACAAUUCCAGUUUGCAAAGGGUCACUUUAUACAACGACAAAAGCCCUAUAAUCGAAGGUUCGACGAGUUCAGAAGAGGGUGGCUAUAAAGGAUUUCCUCAAGAUUACGGAUUACCAUUGCCGCCUCAAGGUAAAACUUUGAGGGUGUGGCAAAAGGGCGGUAUUCCUGUGCUGCCUCCAGUAACAGCCCUUAAGAGGGCUUUGAGUAAAAACUCGCCGGACGAAGGAUACCAAGAGGGCGGUUGUGGGACUGACGUGUAAAUAGAACAAUAUUGAUAUAUACCAAAAAAACCAAAGACUUUUUUAUUUUUUAUUUACUUAUAUAUUAUUUAUUUGAUUAGAAACAAAAAAAAAAAUGGGGUUCCUAUAUAUAUUUAAAUAAUAAUUGAAAAUGUAAUUAAUUGUAAAUAGUAGAUUGAAGAUCCCUGAGCAUUCCCCCUUAAUAAUUUUUUAAUUGUGAUACAUGUUGAUUAGUGAUUUGUGUUUCGUUAUCACUAAAAUAUAAAAAAAAAGACUGACUUAUUGGUUUUUUAUGUGAUUUUUUCGGACUUAAGGUGCGUACCUAAUUGUUAAGUAAAUGUUUUAAGUAUAUUUGAAACAUUGUCUGGUUUAAUUUUAAUUUAUUAUGUUCAAAAAUUAAUUAGUCGACAGUUUUAUUAAUUAAUUGAACAAAUAAACUACGAAACCUGAUGCCAACAUAAAAAAAAAGUAAUAUUAACUUUAGAACAAAAAAAAACAUUCAAACGAUAUUUCAUUAAUAAUAAUCAAAAUACAAAUUAAUUUAAAUCAAUAUAAUAUAAAACCAG
Messenger RNA from Ceutorhynchus assimilis (cabbage seed weevil), 2645 nucleotides. Lineage: Eukaryota; Metazoa; Arthropoda; Insecta; Coleoptera; Curculionidae. The record is from the annotation of a GenBank genome assembly.